ACCUGGGCCGGAAGUGGAGAUUGUGGCGUGUGACGUCACGUCCCGCGGAGGCGGAGCCUCAGUGAGCGGGAUAGACGGCGCUGAUCCGUGUGGCGUGUGUAUCGGGGGCUGCCCGGGGAGUGUGAUCCGGACCGACAGCGUCAUCCCGGGGUGAUAAUAAUGGUGGCCGAGGACGUCCUGCGCCCUGACCCCGGGGACCCUCCACUGAGCCGCAAAGAUUCCAGCAAAGCUGUGAAGAUAAACCGGACAAGAUGCCUGGGGGAGAGCACCGCAUCCACCGCCGGACCCGCUGAUCGGAACAGGAAAGGAAAGUUUAACGUAGACCAGAAAGGAGAAGGUGUAAAGAAGGAUUCCGGCAAUAAGGAUCAGUCUCCUCAGGAGUCACACAAUGGGUGUAGGGAGGUUGAACAAGCCACGUCCUCUGAGCAGCUGAUUCAGGAGGGUUUGGUGUCCUGCCCCUCAGAACCCCCUGUGGAUCCUGGUCCGAACCCUGAAAGUCCAUUGAAGGUUCACAACAUUGAGGACGGGCAUCCGGUGACGGCCUCCGGCUUAGAUGAGAACAGCAAUGUCCUGCGGGAGGAGGCCGAGUGCGGGAGCGGACGUUGUGACGACGGAGAUCGGCAGAAUCAGAUGAAAGAGAAGGACGCGGCCGAGGAGCGAGGGAUGGGGUCUCCUAGGAUCGGUGAAAGUGAUGCCCAACUCCGCAGCUCGGCUGUGACUGAUUUGGUGGUCCCGAGCUCUAGUGUUGGAGGAGACCAAGUGUUUCCUUCUGAGGAGCCGAGAGACCAGACGGAGGAACCUAUUGACUCCGCGAUGGAUGACAAUAACAAUGGGGCCAAAGUCCUAAAGGAAAAAGAGAACAAACCUGAGAAGGCGCAGCACCCGUCUAAAAAGAGAGACCAGACGGGCGGAGCGGACAAGAAGCUGAAGGAGCGCAACGAAGAAGAGAAGAAAAAGGAUAGUCACGAGAGGAGAGACAAGGCGGACGGAGAGAAGAGCAAGAGACACGAGAAAACCAGAGAUGGCCACACAAGGAAAGACAAGGUGGGAAAUGAUCAGAAGACUGAAGGGAAGGAAAAGGGGAAGAAGAAAGAGUCUGAGACCAAGAAGAACAAAGACUCCAAGGAGGACAAGCACCGAGACCGCUCAGAGAAGAGCAAACACAGCCACCGGGUAAAGGAAGAACCUGCAGACCUCCGCCCAUUGCCCAAGGAGAAUGGGAGCGUCCUGAAGAUGACUCUGGUGGACUUGGACCUGUUCCAGGACACUCUGACCGACGAGAAGAGGCAAAAGUCCAAAGACGGCUCCAAGGGACGAAACCGGGACAAGGCCCACAAGGGAUCGGACGAGAAGUCAAAAGACAAGCGGCACAAGAACAAAGACCCCAAAAGACACGGAGAGAGUGACGGCGAGGACACGAAGGGAAUAAAGAGGGAAAUGGAAGAACAGGAGGAAUCUGUGCCCGGCCGCAAGAAGACCAAGGCCGAUCCGGAGAACAAGAAGAACCAAACCGCGAACAAGAAGAGGAAGAAUGAGGGCGACGCCGGAGACACCAAAGCCAAGAAGUCAAAGGAGGAGAAGAAAAAAGAGGAGGAGUCAAAGUGGAAAUGGUGGGAGGAGAAGAACUAUGAGGACGGAGUGAAAUGGAAGUUCCUGGAGCAUCGAGGUCCGUACUUUGCGCCGCCGUACGAGCCGCUUCCAGACGACGUGCGCUUUCUGUACGAUGGAGAGCCGAUGAAGCUGAGCCUGGCAGCGGAGGAAGUGGCCACGUUCUAUGGGAAGAUGCUGGAUCACGAAUACACCACGAAGGAGAUAUUUCAGAAGAAUUUCUUCACGGAUUGGAAAACGCAAAUGUCAAAAGAAGAGAAGAAGACAAUCAAACAUCUGUACAAGUGCGACUUCUCGGAGAUACACAAGUAUUUCUACGAUAAGAACGAGGCCCGAAAAGCUUUACCCAAAGAGGAGAAACAGAAAUUGAAAGAAGAGGCCAGUAAGAUUCAGGAGGAGUAUGGAUUCUGUACGCUGGACGGACAUCGAGAGAAAAUUGGAAACUUCAAGAUUGAGCCCCCAGGACUUUUCCGAGGCCGCGGUGAUCACCCCAAAAUGGGAAUGUUAAAGUUAAGGAUACGGCCGGAAGAUGUCAUUAUAAACUGUAGCGAAAACGCCAAGAUCCCAGAGCCUCCCCCGGGGCGCAAGUGGAAGGAGGUGCGCUUCGACAACACGGUCACAUGGCUGGCCUCCUGGACCGAGAACAUCCAGGGAUCCAUCAAGUACAUUAUGCUGAACCCGAGCUCCAAACUCAAGGGGGAGAAGGACUGGCAGAAGUACGAGACCGCGCGACGCCUAAAGGGAGUGGUCGACCAGAUCCGAUCUCAGUAUCGUACGGACUGGAAAUCCCGAGAGAUGAAGAAGCGGCAGAGAGCGGUGGCGCUGUAUUUCAUCGAUAAGCUGGCCCUCCGAGCGGGCAAUGAGAAGGAGGAGGGUGAGACGGCGGACACGGUGGGCUGCUGCUCCCUGCGGGUGGAGCACAUCCAGCUGUAUGCGGAGCUGGACGGGCAGCAGUACGUGGUGGAGUUCGACUUCCUGGGAAAAGAUUCGAUCAGAUAUUACAACAAAGUCCCUGUGGAGAAGGAGGUCUUCAAGAACCUAAAGCUGUUCAUGGAGAAUAAGAACCCGGAUGAUGAUCUGUUUGACAGACUGAAUACCUCUAUCCUGAACAAACAUCUCCAGGACCUGAUGGACGGGCUGACGGCCAAAGUGUUCAGAACAUACAACGCCUCCAUUACUCUACAGAACCAGCUGAAGGAGCUCACCAAUGAAAAUGAAAACGUUGCAGCAAAAAUUCUGUCCUACAACCGCGCAAAUAGAGCUGUUGCGCUUCUGUGUAACCACCAGAGGGCGCCACCAAAGACUUUUGAAAAAUCCAUGCAAAAUCUGCAGGCAAAGAUUGACGCGAAGGAGCAGCAACUUAAAGAGGCCAAGAAGGAGCUGAAGAAAGCGAAAGCGGACUACAAAGCGUACAAGAACGACAAGAACAAGAAGGAGAUGGAGAAGAAGAAGAAGCAGGUGGAGCGGCUGGAGGAGCAGCUCAUGAAACUGAAGCUUCAGGCCACCGACAAAGAGGAGAACAAGCAGAUCGCUCUGGGCACGUCCAAACUAAACUAUCUGGACCCCCGGAUCAGCGUGGCCUGGUGUAAGAAGUUCGGCGUGCCCAUUGAGAAGAUUUACAACAAGACGCAGAGAGAGAAGUUCGCCUGGGCCAUCGACAUGACCAAUGAGGACUUCGAGUUUUAACAUCUGCAGGAAGGGAUCUGACCCCUGACCUCCUGACCUUUGCUCCAGCAUCUCCGGUGUCCUUUACAGACCCAAGAACUGACGUAUGAAUGUAAGAAACGCAAUAUUACAGAGCAGUUUCCCUCAAGAGCAGUGUUCCCCCACCAGGGUGCCUGCAGCUGUUGCAAAACUACAACUCCCA
Messenger RNA from Hyla sarda, 3475 nucleotides. It is a transcript of the gene TOP1MT, whose product is annotated as DNA topoisomerase I mitochondrial. The coding region runs from base 160 to 3294 and encodes 1044 amino acids. The transcript has 22 exons. Gene Ontology annotation, cellular component: chromosome; nucleolus. NCBI's taxonomy places the organism in Eukaryota, Metazoa, Chordata, Amphibia, Anura, Hylidae. Gene Ontology annotation, biological process: DNA topological change; chromosome segregation; DNA replication. The record is from RefSeq and is a predicted model, not a curated record. Gene Ontology annotation, molecular function: DNA topoisomerase type I (single strand cut, ATP-independent) activity; DNA binding.